AUGCGUAUAUCAAAGCAACCACGUAUUAAUUUAAUGUCAAAAUAUUAUAAGGAACUAGACUACAUCGAACAUAAAUGUGCAAGACAAGAGAGGCUUAAAAUAUUGCCAAUGAUAGAAACUCCUAACACUAAUGAUAUAAUACAGAGACUUAAUCACGCGAUAGCAUUAAUAAAUAAUAAAGAUACGAAAUCUGUCUUUAAUCAUGUAGAUACACUUUAUUAUAUUGACAAACUGAUAUUCACUUAUAAAAGUUUACACACAUAUGAAUACAAAGACAAUACAUCUGUCAUUAAAAAUUCAUUGAUAAGUGAUGUAUAUAAACGGUACAAACCACUUCUUUCACGUCAAAUCGUGGAUGUAAUACUUUUUGAAGAUUCAGACUUGUAUGCAGUUAUUUGUGAAUUAAAGUGGUUAGACAACUUUCAAAAUUUUAAUCAAAUUUGGGUGUCAAAAUCGAUAGAAAAGAAUUUUGUAUCACUUGUAAUUCAAUAUUUUAAGAAGUUCAAGUGUCCCAUUCAUGCGUUUCAAUUUAAGGAAGAGUUACUGACGCCUCCUGUACUUUGUAAAAUAAAUAUAACAUGCAUAUGGUCCGAGGAUAUUGUAGCUGCCAAGAAUUUAGCAGCAUCCUUAGAUAGAAACUUUGUAUUCAUAAAUAUGAUGCCUUUCCAAGAUGUUGUUUUAUGUAUGCCUCAUAUGGAAACAUUCCAAGUCCGCAAUAAUCAACUUCAUCAUUCGGAUGAAGAUCAGUAUAUAAUAAACACUAUACAGCCAACAACCUUAAAAAACAAAAAGCCUUUAAAAAAAUCUCCAAAUCCGUUUUAUGAUUAUAUGUUUUAUGAUGGUGUAUGGCAAAAACCUGUAAACGAUACUUAUUGGAUACAAAAUAAUGUUAUAAAGGCACAAGCAACGAGAGACGAUAUUAUUAGAUGCGUUGCAUCAUCCAGGAAAGCAUACAAAGAUUGGAGUUCCCAGUCUACUCAAUUCAGAAUACAAGCAUUGUCCACAUUAGCAUCUGCCAUAAAAGAUAGCAGAUUGUCGGAAAUAGUAAAAAAAUGGAUCAAAUUUCCGUAUUGGUACGAAUUUAUGCAAUUUUAUUUUCAAAGCAAGGUAACAAGAAUCCGUAAGCCGAAAGGCAUUAUUACGCUCAUGGAGAAGGAUGAAACUGUUCUAUUUCGUAAAUUGAUACAGAGCUUGAUCAUCGGUAAUACCGUCAUUAUCAUAUGUACUGCGAAAACACCUAAUCUAGUGCAGUAUUGUGAUAUAUUCUUGAAAACCGAGAUACCGCCUGGAGUUAUAAAUUUGCUGUCUUGCGAAGAUGUAAAGCUUCUGAGCGAUAGUUACAUGGCGUCUAAUCUUUCGGAUAUAUAUUGCCAGUUCACUGUAUCUAAGCAAAUUAUAACCAAUUUUUAAUAAUAUGACUAUUGACGCUGUAAUAGAAAAUCAUCAAGAUUAAUAGAUGUAGAUUUUCAUAUAUCAAGUUAAUUUUAAUAUUACGAUCUUAAGUAUGAAUUUUUGUUCACAUUUUCAAUCAAUUUUAGAAAAUAACAGUUUAUAACAACAUGCAAA
Molecule: messenger RNA, 1566 nt
Organism: Pogonomyrmex barbatus (red harvester ant)
Lineage: Eukaryota; Metazoa; Arthropoda; Insecta; Hymenoptera; Formicidae
Molecular function (GO): oxidoreductase activity
Source: RefSeq, a predicted model, not a curated record